Molecule: messenger RNA, 4347 nt
Organism: Naegleria fowleri
Lineage: Eukaryota; Heterolobosea; Eutetramitea; Acrasida; Naegleriidae
Exons: 2
Coding region: 1-4347 (1448 amino acids)
Biological process (GO): intracellular signal transduction; peptidyl-serine phosphorylation
Molecular function (GO): ATP binding; protein serine/threonine kinase activity
Source: RefSeq, a predicted model, not a curated record
AUGCCGUCCCGAUUACUUCAACACCUCAGGUCCAAGUCGACGGCAUCCCCAACGGGACAUCAGGAACACAUGUGGAAGGAAGAGUUGAAGGAACCAUCACCUUCAUCCUCCUCCUCAUCCUCCUCUUCAGCAUCCACCAAUGUGCCAUCAUCCUCCUCUUGCUUUUCCGAGAAUCCAAAUAUAACAACGGCAAACCGCAAUACAAAUUCGGACUCUAAUCACCAACUUGUACCAUCAUGUACUUUGACAUCUUUGGGUCCUAACAAUAACAACAACAUGAGCAACAACAAUAAUGAUUGUAAUAAUACCUCUACCACCACCACCCAUAACGACAACAACACAAAUACCACUAACAGCAAUAACAAUUUAGAGGAAUUUUCAAGAAUCAGCAAAAGGGUAUCCUUCUUUACAUCACUGCAUUCAAUGAAUGAAAGUGGUUUAUUCGAGAGUUUGAACGAUGAGGACGAGUUGGUAGCAAUGGGUAGCGAUGGUUCAUCUUCGGGGCAUAAACCAGCAACCGCCCCAAAUGGUGGGAUGGUGAAUAGAAGCACCACAGAGAGCGUCGUUCCCUCUGCAUCAUCAUCAACGAGCCAAGAACAACAAGAAACAACACCAGAUAAUCCAUCCAACCAAUCUUCUUCUAAUGAUAAUGUCAACAAAAAGCCUCCUUCCCUUACCAAUAUUGAAGUUCCAACCACAGAAAAAACAUCAGCAAAAUUAUUGGACUCCUCGCCAAGUAACUCUAAAUCGAAUAUUACCAACAGCAAUGCAUACCGACCGUCUCACGUACGAGGAUGGAGCUCUACUGUAUCACCACUCUCUCCUUCAGAUUUUGCAAUUAAAACCAUGCCGGCCCGAAACAGAGGCAACAGCUCAUCCUUCAACAAUUUAAUCAGUAUGCAUUAUAGCCCUUUAUUAUCAAGCAAUAAGAUGCAAACCAACACGACGUCACCAAUGGCAUAUUCAGCGAAUACAUCCAACGCAAUUACCAUAUCCAACAAUGGUAAAGGAACGCAUGAUGGAGGUAGCUCGGGAAGCAGUGGCAGCGGUAGUGGAGGUACACCAUUGCAAUUCGUAACUGGUAGUGUUGGAAGUGGAGGAAACCCACUUCUCGCCUCAUUUAGUAGCUCUUCUUACGCAUUGUCAAACAAUUUUGGAUUGGGAGGAAAACUAACGAGAGGAAUGAGUGUGACAAAUUUCCAACCACCUGCACUUAAACGAGCUCAGAGCGUAUUACAUCAUAACAAACCUCCUGUGGCAAACUCAUUUGGUAGACACAAUAUUGACCCAAAAUGGGAUAUGAGAAAAGAUGACUGUUUUGGAGAGGACCUCAUAGAUCUGUUGGAAGAUGAAUCAAGUCCAGCCAUCACCAAAAAAUCAACACCACUUGCUAAGCAAGCUUCUGUGUUCGCAGCUGCAAGCGCUUCUUUUGCUAUUAACAACAAUGGUGACAGAGCAUCUCCAAGACUUUUAUUUUCAAACUCGAGGGAUCGUGCUAUGAGUGUUGAUCAUACAACGGCAAUGUUUGAUAGAGUUGGAAAUGUUUUAAAAGAACGUGCCAAAGUAGUUCAACUUAAGAUGAACAGAGAUUUGAAAACAUUUUUAUGGGAAAUGAAGGACAUGGAAGUUAUGAGCUCUGACCUCGAACAAAUUGAGAAAAUUGCAAAGGACAUUUUGGAUUGUAAAUCCAUUGAUGAUUUAUGCAACAGAGAUUUCAUGAAAGAAUUACAGACACUGUUACAGACAUGCGUCUCAAACUAUGCUACCCUAACUCAUCAAAGUUGUUCACCAUCUAUGCAUGUUUUAUCUGCUACUCCCACAAUGUCCAGCCUGAUUUUAGGGAGUGUACUGAAUAACAUUGACCCUAAGGCUGUGACAGAGAAUUUUGAAGUUUUAAAACAGGCUAAAAAAUUAAUAUUUAUUUACAGUCGAAUCAACAGAGUGUUGGAACUGUACAAGAAACAUUUAAUCGAAGAAGCUAAUAGAGAACAAAUCAAACGUCAACGUGUCAAAUCAGUCAUUGAAAAUGUUGAACCAAAAGAUGACAGUUAUGACAGUUCUGGCUCUCAAGAUAGCACGAACAAAAGACCAAAUUCUUCAUUGUUAAAGCCCAUUGACGAAGAAGAUACUUCAUCAACAAGCGUCUCACCUCGAAGGUCCAGUGUUAGUUCUAACUCAAAAUUUGAAAUUAUUGGAGAAUCAUCUGACAUUGAUUCUCCUAUUAGCUCUCCUAGGUCAUCACUUUCAAAUAAUGGAACACCAACUACUGGAAGCAAGGAGCCUGUAACUCCAUCCUCGGAGAAGAAAAAAGCUUCUGAAGGCUUCUUUUCCAAGUUCUUUGCCAAGUUUGCAAAGAGAGAUGACAGCCCAACACUGACUCCCACGAUCAUUACUGACAAAAAGUCCAGGUCAGCUAACAAUACUCCAACAACAGAUCCAAAAAAGAAGGACAAGCAAGAAAAGGAUUCAAAUGUGAUCGAAAUCUUGUGUAGAAUUUGUGAAGAGCUAGUUCCAAGUACUCAAUUAGCUGAACAUAGCGCCACUUGUGCAGUGAAGCAUAAGGUAGAAAUGCAAAGUAUUACUGUUUUUGAGAAACUAAAAAAUGUUAGAAAAGCUCUGGAAAAGACUGUGAAAAAGAAAAAAACAACUUCUCUCUACAAGCUUCUUAAAAUUGCAAAAAAGGCAGAGAAUAGUAAGGACAGAACCCAGCUACAAGAAAUCAUUGGAACUUUGAAUCAAAUAAUUGAAGAACAUAAGGAUGAAAAUUUUGUUGGAAAUAAUUAUCGAGUGACCGUUUAUGCUAAAAGACUUUUGGAUGUGAUUGAGGCCAAAUGUACAGCCCUUCUUCAUGAAGAAAAACAAUCCUCUGCAACCAAAAAGAAAAUCAAAAUCUCAGACUUUGAAAUUAUCAAACCAAUUUCUAGAGGUGCUUAUGGAAGAGUUUAUCUUGCUCAAAAGAAAACAACCAACGAUAUCUAUGCAAUUAAGGUCAUUAAGAAGCAGUAUCUGUACAAUCACAAGAACGUUGGUAAAACCUUGACCAACGAACCAGAUCUCCUUGCAGAAAGAACAAUUAUGAAGGUACUCAUGGAGAACAAUGAACAAUCUCCAUUCAUCGUUAAUUUUUACUAUUCCUUUGCUGGUAAGAGAUAUCUGUAUAUUGUGAUGGAAUAUUGCCCAGGAGGUAGUCUUGACUGUUUACUUGCAGACAAGCUCGAGAACGGAGAGGCUUUUGAUAUCGAUACUGUCCGACACAUUGCUGCAGAAACUAUCUUAGCCUUGUAUGACCUGCAUCAUAACAAAAUUGUUCACAGAGAUUUGAAACCUGAUAAUAUGUUAAUUGAUCGAAAUGGUCAUUUAAAGCUCACAGAUUUUGGUUUGAGUGAGAUUGGUUUAUUGGACAGAGAGGAUGAACAAACCUCAGCAAGUAAACAAUCAUUAGACAGUCUAAGGCAAGAUGACGAUGAGAGCGAAAUUCAAGUCAGAGGUACACCUGACUAUUUGGCUCCUGAACUCUUAUUGGGUAUGCAACACAAUGAGGCAGUAGAUUUUUGGAGUUUAGGAUGUAUUUUGUUUGAGCUUCUCUUUGGAUGUCCACCAUUUAACGAUGAAACACCAGAAUAUAUUUUCGAUAAUAUACUUUCGAGAAACAUUAAUUGGGUGGAUGAAAGACUACUACCUCCAGAAAUUGUUUCAAGUGGAGUGAUAGAUUUUAUUGACAAACUUCUCGAUCCAAAUCCAGAAACUAGGCUGAAUGACAAAACAGCCAGAGAACAUCCAUUCAUGCAAGGUGUUGAUUGGGAUAAGGUUUUAAAGGAACCGCUUGGAGUGCUUCCUAAUGUAACCAAUCUCCUCGACACCUCAAAGUUUAAACCUAGAGAAGAAAACUAUCCAAUGCACUUCAAAGGUGACUCUAUGGAUGCAAAAUCUCUGAGUGAUAUCGAUGAUUCCAGCGAGAGUUUAACAGAGCAUACAGAAAUGAACAUGGCAGGAUCUGUCUUCACUGACAUGCAAACACCUCCACAAGGUAUGAAGCAAGUGGCUGCAUCUCACAUAAGUUCAAGUUUUCACUCUGGUACCUAUGGUAGCUAUAUUUCUCCAGGAACUUCCAUUACUCCUUCGUCACUUGGUAUGGCAAGCCCUAGUUUAGUUGGUUCUGUCAUUGACUCAUUUUCAUUUCCAGAACACAUCAAUACAGCAGCCUUAAGUCGACUGAAUGAGGAAAUGUUACGCCGACAACAACAAGGACAACAACAGCAAAUUGACUCAAAUGCAGUUCCAAGAAAUGAUCUAACAGCUGCCAGCAGUUCUAGUAGCAGCGGUCAUUCCAAUAUCAGUGCUUACUAA